Molecule: messenger RNA, 3136 nt
Organism: Haliotis rufescens (red abalone)
Lineage: Eukaryota; Metazoa; Mollusca; Gastropoda; Lepetellida; Haliotidae
Product: protein sprouty homolog 2-like
Exons: 2
Coding region: 288-1109 (273 amino acids)
Biological process (GO): negative regulation of Ras protein signal transduction; animal organ development; multicellular organism development
Cellular component (GO): membrane; cytosol
Source: RefSeq, a predicted model, not a curated record
GAACUACGCCAGUCCUAUCAAGUGCGUGGUUUGAGGCAAGACCUCGCGGAGUGUGUGCUACCUUGUGAUAUAACGUUAUUUGUAGAAGACCGUUGUGGAUUAAAGCCUUGUGUUAUCCGUCUUAGUGAAGCCUCGACAUUGUCUGUUGAGGAGGGUUCAAUAUUUGCGCUUUUGGAUUAGAGAAAAUUCUGAGGCGGAUGUGCUGUAACCAUACUGAGGGUUUUUGUGCGUGCGAUACCACGACGGUCCACUGAGAAAUGCACAGUUAUGGCUGAGCAAUCCCGAAUAUGCCCGCGGACAGGCAGUCCAAUAGUGGGAUGUUGAGAAGUUUGCCUCCUCCCGAUCUACCGUCACAACAGGCUGUAGUUUCCCUCGGACAAGUUCGCCCCGGGCCCCGGGCACAGAAUGAGUAUGUGGACAGUCUGCGGCCUCACACCCUACCGGCAUUAAAACAUGCGCCGAUUACCACUGGGGGAGGGAGCAUUCACUCCCACCCCCAGGCCCCCUCCCAAAGGGGGCCAAGUACCCAGCCGGUGCGUAUCACCAGCAUUCGACCACCGCUGAACAGUAACGUGAUUUCGUCACAACCAAGUUCUGUGUCCCCUCCCUUGAAGAAGGAACCUAUAGAAACUGAUGGCGACAAUCACACAGAAUCAAUUAUUUGUAACAAAUGUGGAAAGUGCAGAUGUGGGGCGUGCACCGAACCACGGGACUUACCCUCUCGUUGGCUGUGUGGCGACAAGUGUGAAAUCAGUUUGGAGAAAGGGGUGGAUUUUUGUACUUGUUUUUGCUGCGUGAAAACAGUAUUCUACCACUGCGGCUCGCAGGACGAGGAGACAGGCCGGGCAUGUUAUGAGGAUCCGUGUGCGUGUUGUGGGGACGCACCUCACUGCAUAAAGCGAUGGACAUGUAUGACGGUGAUGUCCCUGUGCUUGCCCUGUUUGUGGUGCUACUGGCCGGCAAGAGGUUGCAUGAGGGGAUGUACAAUGUGUUAUAAUAAAUGUCGCAAAAAAGGAUGCCAGUGUUCGCGGAAAGUCGACAGAAAAGCCGCCUCGAAACACUCCCAGACGCGACGCCUGCUCGUCGAGUCUGACAGCUCCAGUGCCUAAUGUUGGGCACACACCUCCCGGGAUCUUGGACCAGGGCUAUUCAACCGGGAGGGGAAAACUCUUUUUUCUGGUGAUAAUGCGGGUUAUGUAAUUAAUCUUAACAGAAAGUUUAUACAAGUUUGUUGUGAAAUACGGAUAUAUGUUUACGCUUGUGCACGGAGAUAAGUCGAUAUUUUCCCAAUGAGGAUUUUGUUCACGGAGGAGUACAAGUGUAUAGGAGUUGAUAUUUUCUAGUGCAAGGCGAACCGGUUUGGAUUCUCAACAGUAUUUUCCUCGUAUGCCCACACCCUACGUAAUUUGGAUUAUUCUGAUCGUACAAGGAUCAAAAAGUUGUGUUUUUGUGGAGGAGGCACGCGAAGACGAAGGCCUUUUGGAAACAACCCUCUCUCACCCUCGAGGAACGGGUGCUUUGUGAUAAUCGGUGUGUGUACAAUGACCCUUUACCCCCAGGGUCCCAACUUUGUUAUAGGACCACAACACGGGAUGAUGAUGAUGAUGAUAACACCGUUUUGUGAAUUCAGUCGGUUUGUGAAUAUUUGUACCAACGGAGCAAAGGUAGACAUAUCUCCGUGUGUGUCUCAUCUAGAUGUAUGUACUACAAAUCUAGGAGAAAUUUUCAUUUAAAAAACAAAACAAUUUCUUUUUCGAAAUCGUCUCCUGGCGAUGGAAUUUCUGUGUUCAAAUAGACCGUGUCCUCACUGGGUCCUAGUGCUGUUAUUCAUCAGGUGUUGAUCCUAGCUCAUGCCCCUCACUGCCAUCGUAGUAUUUUAAAUUCUCAUGCCAUAGUUGUGCGUUCAUUUUGGAACAAAAUUUCUCAUUUUAAAACCAUUUUAGUACAAAAUCAAAUUAUAGAAUCGUAUACCACAUUCAUACGUUUACCAAGUUUGUGAUCUGUUUAGGCCUAAUAACGCCCAAUUUUAGCCCAAUUUUAUUUCGUCAAAUAUGUACAUAUACCAGUAUAUAUACUCCUUAAGUGAGGUAUUCACUGUUAUCUUGUUAUCUCCAAAUUUCGAAACUGUUAUGGUUAUGAACAAGACUGUUACCUGUCAACCUUGCCAUAGUGUUAGCCUAUGGCUGUUUGAUUAAUGAAAAGUCUAUAUCUGUUGGAAUCUAGGUCUUUUUAUCAUAUGUAUAAACUGUUUUGAUAUCCUCAAUGCCUAUAUUGUUGACAGAUAUAUUUAUUGUGGUUUGUUAACUUACCCCACUGAAAGUUGUAGCAUCAUAUGAAAGCGGAAGAACUUCUCAGUCUUAGAACAAAGCAAUAUUAAUGACCUUGGUUCAGUCCUUUAUACAUGAAUAUUCAUGAGGCUUUUAGAAGACAGCGUUUCAUGGUAAAUGUAACUUAUUUUCAAAUAGUUAUUCAGUUAAGAAAUCCAUUAAAGCAUAAAAUCUUCAUUUGAAUUUGACUAUGGUAUUAUCCAAAUCUUUAAUUUUCAUUGUUUAAAAUUAUACCAAAAGAAAAUUAUGAAGUUUUUUUUAUGAUCUAUUUCAAUAUAAAUAUGAAAUAUAACCUGUCGAUAUCUUUCAAUACAUCAAUAUUAUUUAACAGGUAUAUCGCCUUGCGUGUGAACACAGUCAAUUAUGAUGUAAUGAGGGUUCAAACCGCCACAUCUGGUUCUACAACUCUUGGGUUAUGAGUCAUGGGGAAGAUUAACUUUCUGAUAUGUGGUGUUUGUGUCAAUGUUCUCAAAAUAUUUUGUAUGAAUUAGGCUAUAUUUAUUUGUGAAGAGAAGUAACACUAAAUAUAUGAUAUAUGAGCGAAGAGGCACAGUGGAUUACAUAGAAGAUGGUUUCUGGGGACAGAUUCUAGUUCCUGUUCCAAGAGGCUGGUUGUACCAGGUACUGUGGUAUCUAUGUAGGUAGGAUUGUUACCAGGGUACGUACCAAGCAUUGUACACCAACAUGUUGUACAAAUUGAGCGAGAUGUGUAUAUAUAUACAUAUUAUAUAUAUACUAUAGCGGACGUAUAGAGUGUUGGAUGUAACUGAAGGUUCGCAGUUGUAUAUAAAGUCUUGUUGCCGUUUUAA